Messenger RNA from Girardinichthys multiradiatus, 1503 nucleotides. It is a transcript of the gene fen1, whose product is annotated as flap structure-specific endonuclease 1. Gene Ontology annotation, cellular component: nucleus. The record is from RefSeq and is a predicted model, not a curated record. Gene Ontology annotation, molecular function: DNA binding; RNA-DNA hybrid ribonuclease activity; magnesium ion binding. NCBI's taxonomy places the organism in Eukaryota, Metazoa, Chordata, Actinopteri, Cyprinodontiformes, Goodeidae. The coding region runs from base 156 to 1298 and encodes 380 amino acids. The transcript has 12 exons.
AAUCGCACACAGCUAUCGAUGCGCAUGUCUGCAAGUGGCCGUGACGCUGAACUGCUCGACAGUUUGACUUGUAAUGCCUGCUAGUUGAUUUCCCGCGAAACGCACACAGUUUCUCACGCUGGAGCGAGUGGUUUAACUACAGAUAACAUCUCACCAUGGGAAUUCACGGACUGGCCAAGCUGAUCGCUGACCAUGCCCCCGGUGCCAUCAAAGAUCAGGACAUCAAAAACUACUUUGGCAGGAAAAUUGCUAUCGAUGCCUCCAUGUGCAUCUACCAGUUUCUGAUUGCUGUGCGACAGGAUGGGAACGUCCUGCAGAAUGAAGAUGGAGAGACUACAAGCCACCUAAUGGGAAUGUUUUACCGCACAAUCCGCAUGUUGGAGAAUGGGAUCAAGCCGGUGUAUGUGUUUGAUGGGAAACCUCCACAGCUCAAGUCUUCAGAGCUCGAGAAGAGAGGGGAGAGGAGAGCAGAAGCUGAGAAACUGCUUGCUAAAGCUCAGGAAAUGGGUGAACAGGAGAAUAUUGAUAAAUUUUCCAAGAGACUCGUUAAAGUCACCAAGCAGCACAACGAUGAGUGCAAGAAGCUGUUGACCUUGAUGGGAGUUCCUUUUAUUGAGGCCCCGUGUGAGGCUGAGGCCAGCUGUGCUGCUCUGGUUAAAGGAGGGAAGGUCUUCGCUACGGCAACAGAGGACAUGGACGGACUGACCUUUGGGACAAAUGUCCUGCUCAGACACCUCACUGCCAGUGAAGCAAAGAAACUUCCUGUCCAAGAGUUCCACUAUAAUCGCAUCCUGCAGGACAUCGGUCUGACCAAUGAGCAGUUCAUAGACCUUUGUAUUCUGCUGGGUUGUGACUACUGCGGCACCAUCAAGGGAAUCGGCCCCAAGAGAGCCAUCGACCUGAUCCGACAACACGGCUCCAUCGAAGAGAUCCUGGAAAACAUCGACUCCGACAAGCAUCCCGCUCCAGAGGACUGGUUGUAUAAAGAAGCCAGGAACUUGUUCUUGAAGCCAGAGGUGGUGGACUCCUCCACAGUGGACCUGAAGUGGAGGGAGCCUGAGGAGGAGGCUCUGAUCCAGUUCAUGUGCGAUGAGAAACAAUUCAGUGAAGACAGGAUCCGUAACGGCUGUAAGAAGAUUGUGAAGAGCAGAAAGGGCAGUACACAGGGAAGACUGGACUCUUUCUUCUCUGUCGCUGGAUCCUUGUCCUCCAAAAGGAAGGAACCGGAGACCAAAGGACCUGCAAAGAAAAAGCUGAAAACUGGAGCAACUCCUGGCAAGUUUAGGAAGGGCAAAUAGACUGAACACAGACCACUGUUGAUGUUACUGUCAUGUAAAACAACAAUGAAAAUUAUAACUUCACUUUUUCCUGAAGGAAAGUUCUGCACAGAAGGAGGUUUUGUUAAAUGAUUAUUUUAGUUUUUUAUGACCAACUACAAUCCAAGCUAGCUGUAUUUAAAGGAUGCUUUCAACCACAUAAAUAAAGUCUUAUUUUGUAGAGAAA